AUGGUUCUCGGAUCUCUUCUCCCCCUCCUCGUAGCAGCUGCCUUUGUUGCGCCAGCCACGUCCCUCACGCCCGCAGGAUGGAGAGCCCAGAGCAUUUACCAGGUCAUGACUGACCGGUUUGCUCGAACGGAUUUGUCGACCACUGCAUCUUGUGAUUCCUCCAAAGGAGUCUACUGUGGUGGCACAUGGAAGGGUUUGAUCAGCAAGUUGGAUUACAUCCAGGGGAUGGGCUUCACAGCAAUAUGGAUUUCGCCCUUUGUCGAGCAGAUAUCUGGUGACACUACCGACGGCUCGUCGUACCAUGGCUACUGGGCACAGGACAUGUACGCAGUCAACUCAGCCUUCGGCACAUCUGAUGACCUCGUCUCGCUUUCUGCUGCUCUCCACAGUCGGGGAAUGUACCUGAUGUUGGACGUCGUCACAAAUCACUACGCGUGGAACGGUUGCAGUAGCUGUGUUGACUACAGCACCUACGAGCCCUUCAACUCCAAGUCAUAUUUCCACGACCCAUGCUCCAUCGACUACAAUAAUCAGACCUCGAUCCAGGUAUGCUGGCAAGGCAGUGAAGUCGUGUCACUCCCUGACCUGCGCACUGAGGACAGCUACGUCAGGGACACCCUCAAUAGUUGGAUCAAGGAUGUCGUGGCCACCUACAAGAUCGAUGGAAUUCGGCUUGAUAGCGCCAAGCAUGUCGACAAUACCCACUUGUCCAGCUUUGAGGACGCAUCCGGUGUCUACAUCGUUGGCGAAGUGUUCAAUGGUGACCCAUCCUAUGUCAUGCCUUACCAGCAGUACAUCAGUGGAUUGGUAAACUACCCUGCGUUCUACUGGAUCACCCGAGCCUUUUCAUCGACCUCCGGCAGCAUAUCAGACCUAGCCAAUGGCAUCAAUACCAUGAAGAGUCAGGCAGCCGAUCUGAGCCUGUACGGCUCAUUCCUGGAGAACCACGACAAUGCCCGCUUCCCCUCCCUCACCAGCGACAUGAGCCUCGCCAAGAGCGCGAUCGCAUUCACGAUGCUCAUGGAUGGCAUCCCGAUCAUAUAUGAGGGCCAAGAGCAACACUACCGUGGCGGCGAUACCCCCAACAACAGGGAGGCCAUCUGGCUGUCUGGCUACUCCACCUCUUCAGAGCUGUACAAGUGGAUCACCGAUCUGAACGCCAUUCGCAAGCUGGCCAUCUCAAAGGACUCAUCAUACCUGGACUACUCGGCCUGGCCAAUCUACACGGACACCCACACCAUCGGCAUGCGCAAGGGGAGCACCGGAAGCCAGGUCGUCGGCGUGUACAGCAACGUCGGCUCGGGCUCGAGUACGACAGUGACGCUCACGGGUGCGAACACGGGUUUCACUUCUGGCCAGGCGCUGACGGACGUGAUGAGCUGCACUUCUUUCACCGCCGGUUCGAGCGGGAACCUGGCCGUGACCAUUAGCGGCGGUGUUCCGAGGGUGUUCUACCCUACCGCACAGCUCAGUGGGAGUGGCAUCUGUGGAGGAGGAUCAGCCACGCCGACCGCCACGACAACCGCACCGGGAUGUACCGCCACGUCUGUCCCCGUCACCUUCAACGAGCUCGUGACAACCUCCUACGGGACGACGAUCAAGUUAUCCGGCGACGUCGCAGCCCUAGGGAGCUGGGACACCAGCAAAGCUGUCGCGCUAGGCGCCUCCAAGUACACCGCCAGCAGCCCGCUGUGGGAUGUCACCGUCAACCUCGCGCCGGGAAGCGUGGCCAAGUACAAGUUCAUCAAGGUCGCUGGGUCGACUGUCACCUGGGAGGCUGACCCGAAUCACACCCUGACUGUGCCCUGCUCUGCUACUACCGUGGCGUCAAGCUGGCAGACUUAA
Molecule: messenger RNA, 1845 nt
Organism: Diaporthe citri
Lineage: Eukaryota; Fungi; Ascomycota; Sordariomycetes; Diaporthales; Diaporthaceae
Exons: 4
Coding region: 1-1845 (614 amino acids)
Biological process (GO): carbohydrate catabolic process
Molecular function (GO): alpha-amylase activity; starch binding; calcium ion binding
Source: RefSeq, a predicted model, not a curated record